GACAACAGCUGAAUCACGCGGAGUGGUGGCAGUGCACAGAGAGAGCGGUGGUGUCCGAAUCCUUCCCUGGGAACGGGACUUAUUGUGUCCACAUCGAGGAAAGGGGCUGGGCAGAAGGAAUACUUAACAGGGCAGCAGAUACAAUGCCCCCACACUUUCUCCUGCAGUCCAGGCAGACCCUGAUGUUUAAGUGUUUGGGGAGAGGAGCCCGCUCCUGGGCAGUCGGCGCAGCUGUCAGGGAAGGAGCUUGCACCGCCAGAGGGGAUCACAACAGCCGGCGAGCCCGCACCCUGACACCGGGCUAUGCAGUCACGGACAGAUGGUCGGAAGCUCGCUUCGGUGCAUUGAGAGGACUGUGCACGACAGUUUGCAGAAACGGAACAAGUGGGAAUGAAGUCAGAAGAUCUGAGAGCGGUGAUUGUAAAAAGCUCAACAAAUCCCAGCAGCUGAAACAAGUCUUCAAAGAAUACGGAGCUGUAGGAGUGGUAUUUCACACUGGGAUAUCACUGGCUUCACUUGGCAUCUUCUAUCUAGCUGUUUCAAGUGGUGUGGAUAUGACUGCAAUCCUUUACAAGAUGGGAUUUAACGAAACAGUGGUGCAGUCCAGGAUGGCAGCUGGUACCAGUACCUUUGUAAUAGCAUAUGCUGUUCACAAAGUCUUUGCCCCACUACGGAUAAGCAUUACUUUGGUUUCUGUGCCUCUUAUUGUGAGGUACUUUCGCAAAAUGGGGCUUUUUAAAACUUAUCCAUCAAAACCAUGAAGAAGUACUAAGGAUCCUCCUUUAAGAACCCAAGGAGAGAGAUGAAAUAUGAGUACAGUACAGUGAAACCUGAGAGCUGCUGGUUGAUUGAAGCUUGCUGGCAUUAAAUGCUGAAAUUGUCUUAAUUUCCACACGGUGCAGAAGGUGCUUUGCAGCAGAACAGUAUGCCUAACUUCCAGCAGCAGCUGGAUAAAUUUAUUCCUAUUGACAUUUUUUUUGUGCUGCAAUUUUCAGAUUAUGCUCACAGGGCAAUAUGGUUUGAGAGCCUAUUUUUAAAGUUAAACAAAAGACACUGUAAUGAUUACAAAUGGCAAAAAGAUAAUCUUAAUGGAGAGAACCAAAUUGCUUGCUUUGUCAUGAUUCUUGAAAGCUAAGGAAAUCACAUUUUGUUGGGCAUGUCAAUUAUAACUUUUUAAUUCAUAUUUAUUCACAUACGCACUAAUUGGGGUUAGUUAAUACAAAACCAUAUUACUCAUUUGUCCAAUAGUAGUUUAUCUACUCAAGUACCUCUUACUGAUGAGCCAAGUUCAUGGUAAACAUGCAUUUGGACAAAUGGUUGUGGCUUUUCCUCGUAAUUUUCCUACAGCAAGUUGUUCAUGUAUCUAUGGUACUUAAGGGAAAUUAAAUGAAGUGGUGUAAUUUUCUGAAUAUCAGGAUAUCUAGAUGUGUCAGGCUGUUUAAAAUUCCCAGUUAUGUAUGGGCAAAAUUAUGUUUGUUGGGUCAAAAUACUAGGGAGCAUGGGGGAAAUUAAAAAUCUAAUGUUCUCUAUAGUGUUAUCUAGAGAUAUACAGUAUAAUCAUGUUCAAUAACCUUUGAUUCCAAAAAAAUAAUGAAGGGUUAAAUGCUGCUGCUAGCAUGAGCAAGCUUUGUACCAUGUCAUAGUUUGAUUACAUUACAGCUUUCUGUUUCUUAAAUGCUCCAAGGAGAAUUUUCCGGAAAAGAUUCAGCUCUCCGAUGCAAACAAACUUGAGUAAAUAAGUUACUUCCUUUCUGUUCAGCUUUGGCAUAAUGGCACUCUUUGUAAUUCCAUUGUAGGGCAGGUUAAAUAUGAGAAGUUAAUUUUAAAGUUCAAUCACAAUGCCAAAUGAGAAUGCAGUUGGGCAAAAUAUGAAAUCUUGGAGUACUACAUAGUAAAGCGCCAAUUGAAAUAAAUACAUUUCCAUGACGAAUCCACACAGGCUCCUCACCCAGGUUCCUGUAUAUGCAUCUGUUUUGAUUUUUUGAAUAAUCUGAAAGAUCUGUAGAUGAUUGAGAUUUGUCAGAAAACUGUAGAUGACUUAUGGAAUUGUGUGUACAGAAUGAGUUAAAUUAGCAUAACUGAAAAUGAUGUUUUAUGUAAUUGUUAACAUUAAUUAGUUUCACCACAAUUUGGUGGUCUGGAAAAGAUUUAAUAUGUUACAAAUUUCUGACCCAUAUGCACAUUUUACUACUGUAUAUUUGUUUAUCCAUUGAUGUAGGAGAGCAACUGAUUCGUUUUAUAAAUCAGUACCAAAAAUAAAAUCAAACA
This is a messenger RNA of Mobula hypostoma (lesser devil ray), 2268 nucleotides long. RefSeq names its product family with sequence similarity 210 member B (gene mims2). NCBI's taxonomy places the organism in Eukaryota, Metazoa, Chordata, Chondrichthyes, Myliobatiformes, Myliobatidae. The coding region runs from base 144 to 761 and encodes 205 amino acids. Gene Ontology annotation, cellular component: mitochondrion. The transcript has 3 exons. The record is from RefSeq and is a predicted model, not a curated record.